Molecule: messenger RNA, 6717 nt
Organism: Chaetomium globosum CBS 148.51
Lineage: Eukaryota; Fungi; Ascomycota; Sordariomycetes; Sordariales; Chaetomiaceae
Exons: 4
Coding region: 1-6717 (2238 amino acids)
Biological process (GO): transcription initiation at RNA polymerase III promoter; 5S class rRNA transcription by RNA polymerase III
Cellular component (GO): transcription factor TFIIIC complex
Molecular function (GO): DNA binding
Source: RefSeq, a predicted model, not a curated record
AUGAGCGGAAUUGGUCUUGAGGUUCUCUUGGAGGACCUCAUUCCUGAGAUCGCAUAUUCUGGAGAGAAAGGAGUUUCGAUAACCGAGCUGUUGAAAAUUGUACGGCAGUAUCACCUUAGCCUCGAGGGAAAAGAUGCGUCAACAGAAGGCGACGCAGCCGGGGGGUUGCAGGCGCCAGUCAGUGACGAUGACUUUGAGAAAUCACUUACGGAUGCCGAAAUGGCGUCGGCCCGUUGGGCCUGGGACUGGCUGCGUUCUCGACCACAAAUUCUCAUCAACGGAAACAAGCGGUGGAAUCGGCUCGAGCUGAGCGAGGCCCUAGCUCUGCCAGAUGCCGGCUCCAUCGACCCAGCAAUUGCCGCCGCCCCGAGCGAACCCCAAGGAACCCAACAAACCAAGGGGAAAAAGCCCAAAAAGAUUCUCACCACCAGACCCAGAAUUCACCCUGCCGAGGAUCUUGUCUGGCAGACUCUCACUCGCCAUGGCGUCGACUAUAAGCGGGUGCCGGCUCUGGAAUGGGCCUGCUUGCAGGGUGUGGCAUCAGCUAGAGCUGAGGGUAUCCUCCAAAGCGAUCUCCGGCGACUUGUUGAUCAAGACAAACGGUCCUUGCCGAAGCGAACAGAUUCACUUGCUCGGAAGGGCUACAUCGCUAAGCGGACAGUCGUUGUGCAGAAGAUGAAGACGAGCAGAUUGUGGUUGAUUGACUUCGCCCCUCCCCUUGUCGAGGCAGAAACAUGCGGCCUCGACUUGACCCCGGAAACGCUCAGCAAAAAUCUUGAGCCCGUCCCCUGGCACCAGCGCUGGACUGGGAAUAACAUCGACAUGGACGCGCUCGGCAGGACCGCCGUGGGUGUCGUCAAGGCUUUCAACGUUAUCCGGUACGCGGAUCUACGGCUCAAGAUGGGUGUCUCGGGGAAAAGGUGGCAGAUGAAGACGCUGGCCAAGAACUGCCAGCGCUUGGUUGAUGUCGGUGUGAUGAAAUACACAGCCGCCUCUUUCCCCGGCACACGCAAGGUCUUCAAAGACUGCCUCAAAUUCGUGCGAGAGCCUAAUGCCGAAGAGUGGGACAAGUUUCUUGCGACUGGAAAGAAGACGUCUCUGUAUUCGGACCCGACGAGGCAUCGUGAGCCGAAACCAAAUGCGCUUGCUCUCUACGGAAAAUCGGGAGAGAACGGCCAGGGGAGCGGCGAUGCCCGUUCCAAAGCAAAACGAAUCUUCAACGGUUGGAUCCCCGAGAAGCCUCUCGCUCAGACUGUCUUUGAAGUCAUCCAGAGCGCCGGCUCAGGAGGCGCCUCCAACCCUCAGGUUAGCGUGGCCACAGUCGGCUACCAGCAUCGUCGGUAUCUUUCGAGCUAUCUUACCAAGGUUGCCGAAACCCAGCAACCGCUGCAUCUCAAAAAGUUCCAAGUCGUCAGCAAGCUUGUUCGCACCGGUAAAACUUCCGCCUACAUGUUCUCUGCUCCCAAUGCAAUAGGCCAGAUCGCUCUUCCUCAGAUUGGCGAGGGGGAGGAACUGGUACAGAAUCAAGGAGCUGAUGAGAGCUCUUCCAACGCGACACCAACCAGCCGAUACGGCUUUGGCCAGGUUCGGCCCAAGGCUUUCAAUGCGAGCAAGGGCUUCUCCCUCGCGGACAUGUCGCGGGCCGCCAGGAGAUCGAAGCCUUCAUCGAAGCGGAAACUUCUGCCUCGCAUCAGACCUCAACAUUUGGCUGCUGCUGAGGCUGCAGCCGCCGAAGCUGCCGCCGAAGCCGCCGCCGAAGCCGCUGCUGAGAUUGUACCCGAAGUUGCUGCUGAGGUUGCCGCUGAAGCUACGACCGAGACUACCCCCGAAAUUGUUCUUGAGGCUGCCACCGAAACUGUUCCCGACGUUGCCGCCGAAGCUGCUCCCGACGUUGCCACCAGAGAGAACGCCGCUACUGCUGACUCAGGCAGCCAGCCAGCCGAGGUUAAUGGCCCUACAAAACGUCGCUUCAAUGAAAUAGAGACCGGUGCUGAGAGUAUCGAGUAUAGCGCGGUUGAGCCAACACAUGACCAUGAACAAGCCGCCUCGCCAACUCCCACGGCGGUCGACGAAACUGCCAGGUUGAGAACAAACGAAGAGCUGAUAUUGAACGUACAGUACAACGGCAUCGUCGGGAAGCUACAGGUCCAUCGUCAAGACCGCAAGCUCACUUUCUUGAGAUCUGGACGAGGCAUGAAAAAACCCGUCAUCAUUCCCGUCGACGAGGACCUCGCCGAACCAGUGAUACAAGAUAUUCCAGAGUCUGAUGAGAAAAGCCUGGUGAUCAAUACUGGGCAAAGAGACGGGGCACAGACCCAGGCAUUUGUCUUCAUCUUUAACAACGAAGGCCAAGACAACAACGCUGUUUGGAUCCAGGAAGAAGUCAUGAAAUUGAGAUCCCCCGAUUACCAACCGCCAACUCCCGAGGAGAUUGCAGCCGCCUUCGCGGAGAUCGCGACUGCGGCUGCUUCAUCUGGAGCCGCUCGCGGUAAAGGGCGUGGGGGUGGCCGAGGCAAAGGCAAGAAGGGACAAGCCCUAGCUGCUGGAGCAAAGCCAUACGUCUGUGAACUAUGUGGCGGCGCCUGGAAGAACGACUUGGGUCUCAAGUACCACCAGCAGAAGGCCCAAGUCCCUUGUAACCCGAGCUUCGACCCUACGAUAUUACUUGAGCGAUCCCGGAAACGUCGCAAACCUUCUCCAGCCCCUCCGUCCGUUGUCGGUUCUGAAGUCUGUGAUGAAGAGCGCCCGGAACGCACGCGCAAAGCAAAGUGUGGGAAGAAGAGCGAGAAGAGAGGCCCUCGAGUGCAGCACAGAGUCCGCGCUGCUAUGCGCUCUACGCAGGACCCAGCCCACAAGUUCCGUGGCCUCAAACUCCCUACUGCCGAGGACGGGGAGGGGUCGGCAGACUGGGAGUCGGAGCGCCCCAAGCGGAUACUUAUGGGACCCUCCGGAUUCGAAGGGCACGGUUCGAUCGGGAAGAGCGUUCUCCCCACGGGCCCGUCACAUGCCUCGAUGCCUAGAACACUCCCUAGCGUUGAACCUCGCCCUCCUUCAAUCGGCGAUACCCCAUGUCCUAAAGCCUCACUCGCCUUCAAGGAUGUCGCCACUCAAAUCAAGCCAGCGGCGGUUGGGGAGGAUACUAUCAAUAUGACUACUGCCGACGAGGCUUUAGAGCAGAUACCUUCCCUGCCAACCGCCCCCGCUACCCCCUCGCGUUCCCGGGCCUCUGAGGAUGUCCCGGAAAUUAAUGAUGCGUACAACGGCAAGCGAUCCCCUCAGAGUUUUCUUGGGGGCUUUACAUUGCGACCGACGAAUGAAACACCUCGUUCCAACCGAUACGAAAAUGCCUCGCCGUCGGGACAGUCCCCCGCGGCGAGUCAGGUAGAGGUAGCCCAGAGUGAAUACCCAGACCUUCCAUAUCAACAGAAUGGGCAGGCAAUUGAAAGAAGUUUUAGGCCAGAGGCAUUAGCACCACAGGCCGACCAAAACCGAUAUAAACCAUUCACCCCCUCGUCAAAUUAUGGCCGCAUGACCAGCGAUGCGAAGAGGAGAACCGCUCAGGCCUUCGACAUCAUUCAUUACCUCCUGGAGAACAACCUCGGCGUGUUCCCGGGCGACAAGGCUCUGUUCUACGCUCUGACCAACGUGUUCUUGAAGGAGUUCAGGAAACAGAUGCCACCUACCUGGAAAAAUUGCACCAGUGCGGUCAAGGCACUCGAGACUCGCAAGCUCGCCGCCCUGCAUACCCACAUGCUCAAAACCGAAAGGGGCAGGCUACAAACAUGCACCUUGCUCAUCAAAACCGGCGUGGACCCGAACGGAAUCGUCGCAACCAAGAUGAAGCAGAAGAUGCGUGAGACCUACCCGGCUAUCUUCAUCCCGCCCGCCUUUUCUCCAACUCAGCAAGAGCUAGUCCUGUUGCAGGAACUCGAUAGGAAAUCUACCGACAGGGACAAUGUCAAGCCGAAUGCUAACGGCCAGAAGUUCCGAAGUAGGCGCAAGAUCGAGGAGAUUGAAGUUUUUGAUGCUCCUUACUACAUGGACACCGCUCCUGUCGUUGGACCCAAGAGAGAUCCUCUCUGGAUCCGAGAUACCGAGCGGUUGGUUGACGAUGGUUUCAUUCCUCGAAAAGAAAAAAGGCCAGCCGACGACGACUUCUUGGGGCCUUCGCAGAAGAAGGCAAAGAAUAGUUUCCAGGGUGAAUACGACGACAUACCAGUGGAUCCUAGCAUUAUGGGAGACUCCAUGUCACAGCCACAAUACGAACAGCGAGACGGCCCUUCGGUGCUUGAAGCAAUCAAGGCGUAUAGUUUAAUGCCGGCGAAACUGGGCCCGCGCGGCGGCCGGCGGCGGCUGUCGUACCCGUACAAGCCAUUGGCUAAAUUACCCCCCGAGCUUGGUAGAAUCAGGAACCCUGGGUUGGGAAGUUUGCCUGGCGGGUUCUUUGGCGGCGAUUCAGCUCUGACGACGAUCCAAUUCGCUUCGCCUGUAGUUUUGAUUCUGGACCCCAAUACCAGCCUGGAGGACGAAGCGGGAGAGGCUGGGGAAGACCAAGACCAGAGCCAGACUACGAGUCGGGAGAGCACCGAGGAUCCGCUUGACGAGGCUAGCACCGAGGAUGGUUCCGGGGAAGUAAUUGAGGCGCCCAAGACGUUCCGAUUCGCAUGGCCCGCCGUUCUUGAGCCCGUGUCCAAGGGCGCCUGGCCUGACCAACCCCUUGGCUUCUUCGAGCACUACGAAGGCAGCUUUACUCUCAAUGGCUGGAUGCCUAGCCUCAAGUGGCUCCAGCGUCAGAACUUCCCAGCCAGCGCAGAGGAAGUGGCCGAGAAACAGAAGGCUGAGAGGAUCAGACUGCGCGACUGGGUCGACCGGGAUUACGCCAGAUUCUGUUCGACUGUCAAUCAGUGUGCAGCAUGGGAACAAUCAAAGUCUGGGACAGCGGUGAUGCUAGGAAGUAGUCUGUACCCUGACUACAAUUUUAUCAACGUGUCCUCGCCCCUAUCGAGGACGAACUCUCGGCCGAUCACUUUAGGCUGGUCGGAAGACACCCAGUAUGACCUCGAGACUCUCCCAUACGAAGACCUCGAAGACGACGAGUAUGACGAUGUCAUCUACGUCGAUGAUGCAGAGAGGGCCGCCAGGGAAGACGAGGCGUCGCCCAAGAAGCGUCGCCUGCAGAAGGCCAAUGGGGCCCAGGUCAAACGGUUACCGGGCAGGCCGCCCAAGCUCAAGCUUGCGGCUAUCAAGACGAUACGCGAGCACACGGCAUACCCGAGGACGGCGGAUGAGUUCCUGCGGUACGAUAAAGAGGACCUCGAUUGGUCAAGCGAGAACGUCCGGCUGGCGGCGUUCAUUGUGACAACUACUUUGCUUGGUGGAGUGGACCGGGUUGUGGAUUGGGGGUUGAUGCUGAGGCUUGUGCCCGAUCUGACUAUUAGCCAGCUCCGCCACUACUGGUGUGCCUUGAAGAAGGACCGGUUGUCGACCAUCGUCGGUUUGACGGAAAAGUUUCGGCGGGCCUUUCUCAGGGCGUACGAGAACAACGAAGUUCCGCCCAUUGACUUCGACAACGUGCUGGCCUAUGACUGGAAAGCCUUGAUCAAGUGGACAACCAAGCUCGACAUGGCUGAGUGGCGGAUGCUGCCAUCCACGCGUAAGGCGCUGGAUAAAACCGUCACUGUGUCCAAGUUCAAACACGGCAAUCGCCCCUGGAGGGAGGCCUUCUACCACCCACAGCGGUCCAUCUUCAACAAGUUUCAGGACGCCACCUCUGAAGCACUGGCACUGUCCGUUGAUAAUAGCGGCGAUCACAAGCUGGGCACCGACAUGAUCAUUGCCAUGUCCUGGACGCGGUCGCUCUGCGUGACGCCGGUCGAUGCGUACACGGCCGAUGCCGUCCUCCAUAGGCGUAACAUGCUGUUCCCGGCGCGGGUUAAAGCGGAGAUUACUGAGUUGAUGAUUAAGGGCGUCGACCAGCUCCAGCGCCAGGGCGUCAUCUCGAAGUCGUCAUCGAAAUGGUCCAACGGACGUCGGUGGCGCUUCAACACGCGGGUUCUUGACUCCCUUGAGAAAUAUGCGCAGCAGCAAAAGUUUGCCAGGGCAGUCGAAUUCAAGAAGGAGCUCGACCAGGCCUUCCGCGCGGGCGAGACGAAGAAGCGCGUGACCUACAUCACCAACGACGGCAUGAUCAUGGCCCUCUUGAACCUGCAGGCGAACGGCCGUGUGCGUGUCGAAACAACAGGUCAGCGGAAUGUGCCCAUGGGCCACGAGCCGGGCAACUACGAAACCCGCAAAUACACCAAGAAAUACAUGCACUUCCGCCUCGACGUGCUCCCGACCGACGCCUACCUCUACGACGAACCCAUGAACAAAAAAGAAGAAGACACGACCCUGUCCGACCUGCGCGCGCGCAUCCGGGCCAGCCGACCACCCACCAAGGGCCCCGGCGGCGCGGUGCCCGUGUGGUGCGACGUGUUCGGCCGCGUCGACGCGGAGCGCUGGCUCAAGUACCUUAGCGCGGUGCUGAUCACGCUGGCGUCGCGCGGCUCGAUGCGCGCCGAGGAGCUCGCGCGCACCCUGAAGCCGGUCAUCAUGGUGUUCGAGGCCGAGCUCAUCAUGGAGUGGGCUGGUCAGUUGGGGGUUGUUGAAAUCGCAGCUGCGGGGCAUGGCGCCGGCGGUGAUGGAGUGGUGGUGGAUUGCGGUCGAGGUGCAACGUGA